Molecule: messenger RNA, 1204 nt
Organism: Cuscuta epithymum
Lineage: Eukaryota; Viridiplantae; Streptophyta; Magnoliopsida; Solanales; Convolvulaceae
Source: the annotation of a GenBank genome assembly
GUCCUGAAUUGUGAAUUGGACAUUGGUAAUUUUGGUAUGUAAAGCCAUUGGCACAGUGAGUGCAGGGAAGAUGGUGGAAAGAUUCUUCCACCUCCCUAAUCCAGAUAACAAUAGGAGAUUAGAUAACAAUAGGAGCUGCCGGGACCGCAGCGACUCUGUCAUUCUUCUUUCCGGCCCUCCUUCCUCGUACCGUCCAAUUUCUUAUUGUUUCUGUCCAAAGAUAUUACCUGUCUCACCCCUGUCUGCAACAUAGCUUGAGCUUCGAUCUCAAAUCUGACUUUAUUUUACGCAGAGGAAAAACCUCUUUGUUGUUCCAAUAUGCAUUGAACGCCGCCAUGGGGAGCGGCUCCGCCGUUGUGUUCAUUUCCAACCGUCAGAAGUUAGAAGCAAAACCCCCAUUUCUCUCUCAGGGCGUCGAACCUUCUUCCGAUAUUUUUCAGCGUAUUCACAUGAAGUAUAUAGAUAAUGAAGAAGGGAUUAAGAAAUACUUCGCUGCAUUUCAUGUUCACGAUGAAAUCCCUGUUUCAGUUAUUAUUGAUGAUUUUGCUGAUUUCUUUGAUGAUAGAAAUUGCCAACAAAGGUACAAUAACGCUAGAGGAAAGGACUUGGCAAUGGUUCGAACUUUGGCGGUGUGUCGAAAUGCCAUUGAUUCAGCCAAAGAAUCAGGACAGUGCCGACUUCUUCUCUCUGAUACUCAUCAUGGUGACAAUCCAAGGUUGCUUUACAUAUAUAAGAGAUGGGUCUCCUCCAUUUACACUAUUAGAGGGGGUGGAUUUGGGUCAUUUUUCCUUAGGAGGAGCUGCAAAUUUGGCGUUGACAAAUCAAGUGGAUCAAAAACAGCGAAAUAUUCAGUAUCUCUUCAGUACUUGCUGCUGGAAGGUAUUUCUGAAGAUGCAGAAGAAUGAAACUAUAAAAAAAGUUGCGUUGCUACAAAUUUAUUCGUGUAUUCUUGUAGACUGAGAUGCAAGAGUGCAAGACAAUCAUAGUUUUGUCAUCUAAUACUUUUUGACAUGUGUACAACUUAAAAUCAUGUUUUAAAAUACCUCAUUCUAUGAUCAUGUUUGUCGUACUCUCUUAUAGGCCUUGUGGCCAUUUAGUUCUUUUUCUUUCAAAAAUAUAAUAUAGGGUGUUUUAGCUCAUUGGAGCUGAUUCUAAUGUUUCAACUUUCAAGUAUAAAGAUGUGUAUUUAAGGUAUAUAUGUCAA